AUGUCGCUCUUUGUGGACAACCUCUUCUCGGGUCCCGCGACUGAUACCUUGUCUACGUCCGCGUCCUCGAGCUCGACGCCGCCAACCACUGUUGCCGACAACGAUAGCCAGCACUCGGAUACCUCGAAACACGAUGUCAUCACCGUUGCCCAGGACGCAAUCCACGUCCUGCCCGUUAUCGAAACCUCCCGGGAACCAACCCCAACGCAGUCGCCUCGUGCACGUCGUCCUAGGCGAGCCCGCGCCUCCGAGCCUGUUUACAACCUCGUCAAGUUGAGCGGUGUCGCCGACCAUGGGAAAAGACGCGUCAAGGGCGACCUUGUUCCUGACAAAAGGCGACGAACCGUUUCUGGUCAUGGCUUGGGCGGCAGCAUUCAAGUUGCCGCUGUUGAUGGGGGCUCAGAAUCUCAUGAGGAGACUCUUGAAGCGCGAAUUGACGCGUCAAGCCUGCAUUGGUCACCCGGAAGCUUGGACUCGCCGCGCAUCCGCACUCGCCGACAAGGCCCUCCUUCGCCAAGCCCGCAGCGGACGUCCCUGCGUCUUGCCCGCGUACCAUCCGUUACUACGACGAUGACCAACAUGGCCAACAAUAGCCGGAAAGCGCUGAACAAGCGAGCCAGCGCCUUGUCGCGCGAGCUCCGACGACUGCAAGACACGAACGAGUUUGCCGGUGUGGACGACGUGCCUGUAGUGCACACCAUCUGGUCGAAUGGCAAAUACGUUGACCCCGACGCUCCCACUCCAGAGCCUGUCAGAAACGCGACCAAGACCAAGGAACUCGAGGAGAAGGAGCAGCAGGAGCAGGAGCAGGAGCAGGAGCAGGAGCAGGAGCAGGAGGAAAUUGGCAAGGAAGCGGAGGAAACUGUCACAAACACGAGGGUGAGACGGGUCAAAAAGUACCUCGACAAGGGCUUGUAUGCUGGUCAGGCCAUGCCUUCGGAUCUGCUCAAGGGCCUCACCACGGCUGAAAAGAAAAAGUUGGCAGAUUUGCCAGAAUUGAUGGCCCAUACCGACCGCACGAAUAAGACGAUGCCGCCUCCAAUCUACACGGGAUUGCGCACGCUGGUCGCCGGCCGAGAUUUCAAGCUUCCGUACAAUGUCUGCAACCCGCUGCCGCCAGGCCAGCCCAAGCCGGAUGAAUGGAAGAAGAUGACAAAGAAUCGGUUCAUUGGUGAUUCCAAGGACUAUUGGCGCAAGAUGCCACACAUGCACGACCUGUCCAAGUGUGUGUGCAAACCAGAGGACGGCUGCGGGGACAAUUGCCAGAACAGAAUCAUGCUGUACGAAUGCGAUGCAGGCAACUGCAACGUGGGCAAGGAGCUCUGCACGAACCGUUCCUUUUCCGACUUGGCAGCUCGUCGUAGCAAAGGGGGAAAGUACAGGGUUGGCGUCGAGGUCAUCAAGACGCCCGAUCGCGGAUACGGCGUUCGAAGCAACCGCUGCUUCGAGGCAAACCAGAUCAUCAUGGAGUAUACCGGCGAAAUCAUCACCGAGGAGGAAUGCGAGCGUCGCAUGAAUGAAAAGUACAAGAACAACGAGUGCUACUAUUUGAUGAGUUUUGACCAGAACAUGAUCAUCGACGCCACUACGGGUAGUAUUGCUCGGUUUGUCAACCAUAGCUGCGACCCCAACUGCCGCAUGAUCAAGUGGAUCGUAUCCGGACAGCCUCGAAUGGCGCUUUUCGCCGGCGACCGCCCCAUCAUGACGGGCGACGAACUGACGUACGACUACAACUUUGACCCAUUCUCCGCCAAGAACGUGCAAAAGUGCCUGUGCGGCUCGGACAACUGCCGUGGCGUGCUGGGGCCCAAACCUCGGGACGUGAAACUCGCAAAGACUGACGCGAAAAAGACGGUCAAGACGGGCAAGCGCAAGCUAGAGGAAAUGAUGGGAGACGAGGGAGGAAGCGAGACGACGAGCAAGGCAAAGAAGAGAGGGAUUGCGCCGGCCACGGGGCGGAAGCGAUCGCUCACCAAGGCGAGUGUCCAGGUUGCCAAGAGGGCCGCGUCGGCUCUUAAGAAGAGCGUUGCAUCCAUGUCGCUCAAGGGGAAGAAGAAGAAGAAGAGGGCGGCCACGCCGCCAGCCCAACGUCGCGUCAGCAAAGCAGCGGUGGGGAAGACGGCGGCGUCGAAGCUGGCAAAGAAGAAGGUGUCUGGUGGACGACCUGCAUCCGUCGAACUGCAGGCCGAAAGCAUGACGAUUGUUGCCGUGGCGGACCAAGACAGCGAGCCGGAUGCCGACAAGGGCGAAGCGUCCUUGAUCAGCGUGAAGCGAUCGGUUUCUCCGACGGAAGCGUCGCGAAAGGCGGUCAAGUCGCCUCGAAGAGUCAUCAAGCUAUCGCCCAAAGCCAGGGCCAACGCUGCCAUCCGCCUCAUCACGCAGGGAUAG
Messenger RNA from Ustilaginoidea virens, 2388 nucleotides. RefSeq lists its product as uncharacterized. Gene Ontology annotation, cellular component: nucleus; chromatin. The transcript is spliced from 3 exons. NCBI's taxonomy places the organism in Eukaryota, Fungi, Ascomycota, Sordariomycetes, Hypocreales, Clavicipitaceae. Gene Ontology annotation, molecular function: histone H3K36 methyltransferase activity; protein binding. Gene Ontology annotation, biological process: regulation of DNA-templated transcription. Bases 1 to 2388 code for a protein of 795 amino acids. The record is from RefSeq and is a predicted model, not a curated record.